UGGCUGGCCCUGCUAAUUGCAAUAAAAAAACACGAGUAGAAAUUACUCCAAGAGUAAUUCCCAUAGCAGGCCUUGUAUGCUAUCUAACGGGUGAGAGUAUAGGAACCCUCUAGCGAGGCUAGCCUGUUGUAAUAUUAGUAGCAUUAGCAAAGGCGACCAUCAUGCAGUUAACCAACCUUUGCGUUCUACUUGCAGCAAAUGUUGCGUUAGCUGCUCCAGACACUCAUACUAGUGUGGCUGCACUACGACACUGUGUGUCGGGCGUGUUUUGUGCAAGUGCACCACAAAGAGUCAUUGAUGCCUCCAAUGAAACGUACACGGAUGCUAGAAUCGGGGAACAGAUUCAGUUUAAGCAGUUCCCUGCUCUUAUUGCUUACGCUCAAAGCGCCGACGAAGUUCCUAAGCUUCUCCAAUGUGCCAAAAGACACGGCUGCAAAGCCGUUCCUCGAAGUGGUGGGCACCAUUUCGAAAGCUGGUCAGCUUUGAACGAUACUCUUGUCAUCGACAUUGGCCAUAUUGACUACGUACAUGUUGGCGCUGACCGCAAGUCGGCCCAGGUCGGCGGUGGAAUUCGCCUUGGUGCCUUGUAUACCGCGCUUGAUUUGCACAACACCACUUUCAAUGGUGGCAUUUGCCCAACUGUUGGACUUUCUGGCUUUCUUGGCUCUGGAGGUUUCACAAUGCAGAUGCGAUCUGAGCAUGGCGUUGGCACGGACAAUGUGAUUUCAGCCAAGGUAGUUACUGCGGACGGCAGGAUAGUCGAGGCCUCCAAAACAACCAACUCUGAUUUGAUCUUUGCCAUUCGUGGAGGAGGUGGUGGCUCUUAUGGUAUUGUUGUCGAAUGGACCCUUUCCCUCGUCACAUACCCGCGUUCCGCCAUUGUCUUUAUGAAUUGGACAAACGGCGAUAACCACUACGAAAUUGCGCGCCAAUUCCUGGAAUGGGCACCCACUGCCCCCGCCGAAUUCACUACAAAUAUCAACAUCCACCCCGACAAUCUACAGCUUAUUGGGUGGUACCUGGGCAAGAACAAGCAGGAUCUCGAGGCGCUGAUGAAGACCUCCGGUCUCACCAGCAUUGGUAAACCACAAAUCACUAUUGGAAACGACUGCAGUACCGACAACUCUCGCCUCUUUGGCUACUACAUCUUUGAUUGUGUCCCCGACGACAAAUUGGCCUCUGUCAAGCCUGUCCUCAACACACAGCAAGAAGCUUUCACCCAAAUUGACCAGUACCCUCAAUUCAAGUACAACGAAACCGUCCAAGAUCAGCACUACGCGCCGGCACCUCCUUGGGAAAGAUAUCGCCGUAUGUCGAAGUCCUUCUUUGUGCAAAAGACCAAGCCUCUUGAUGACGGUACACUUAAAAAGGCUAUUCAGAAAAUUCAAGAUCUAUCUCCCGAGUCUCUAGGCUGGGCAGAAUGGCAUGCCUGGAACCUCUCCACGACACACACGGAUUCUGCUUUUGCAUGGAAGGAAAAGGCGCUCGCUCAUCUCCAGUUCCAAAUCCACGGCUCAGCAAACGCUACGGUGCAGGCUACUUACGACGAGUGGAUGGCAAGUAUGGAGCAGCUGCUACGCCCUGUUGUCGGCCCUGCCUCUUACUCCGGCGAAAUGGAUGCAAAGAUAUCCACUGAUCCAUUGACUUCGUACUAUGGAGACAACGUGUGCAAGUUGGUCUCUGCAAAGAAGAGAUGGGAUCCCAAGGAAUUCUUCACUAACCCGUUUUCGAUUCCAGCAAAGGCCCCGAAAGGCCUAAAUUGCUAGAAACAGGACUCUAUAUUUCAGUUCAUUGUCUCACUUCUCUGCGUUCUUUAUCUGUAUAGAUUAUUGGACAACGCUUUUGUUUUUCAGCUUUUGUUUGUAUGUCUUUUAGAUUAGUAGCUAUUACUUUUUAUACUAUGUCCAUUUAUUUUAUCCACCGUCCAAAUCCCAUUGCCAACUCGACAGCACAGUCUCCUUUGACGAGGCU
[Torrubiella] hemipterigena is the source of this 1971-nucleotide messenger RNA. Lineage: Eukaryota; Fungi; Ascomycota; Sordariomycetes; Hypocreales; Clavicipitaceae. The record is from the annotation of a GenBank genome assembly.